Nezara viridula (southern green stink bug) is the source of this 3998-nucleotide messenger RNA. The record is from the annotation of a GenBank genome assembly. Lineage: Eukaryota; Metazoa; Arthropoda; Insecta; Hemiptera; Pentatomidae.
GUCCACAAGCUUCCCCUCCUUGUAAAGGGUUCUCGCCAUGUAAUCUUAGAUCCCCGGGACCCCUUCUUGUUCCGUAGAGGUGGAGUGGGGGUAAGAAACCGGUGGUGGGGAUAGCCUUAGGAGUGGGGCCGCGCCGCUGAAGAACCGCCAGAGUUGAACCGGUGACAAUCGGCUCUACAUUCCAUCGGUUAGUCACGCCUUUAGCUCUCCCCUUGCUCAAUAACUGCCAACAUGUCUGACGAGGAGUAUUCGGAGUCCGAAGAGGAGACUGUACCAGAGCCCGAGCCUCAAAAGAAGACUGAGCGUAGACAAUCUGAAAAGGGCGAUGGAGAUCCAGAAUUUGUAAAACGCCAGGAAGCUAAAACAUCAGCUUUGGAUGAACAACUCAAGGACUACAUCGCAGAAUGGAGAAAACAAAGAGCGAAAGAGGAAGAGGACCUGAAGCGCCUCAAAGAAAAGCAAGCCAAGAGAAAGGUCAUGAGAGCUGAAGAAGAAAAGAGGCUCGCUGAAAAGAAAAAGCAAGAGGAAGAAAGGCGAGUCAGAGAAGCUGAAGAAAAGAAACAGAGAGAUAUUGAAGAAAAGAGGCGUAGACUUGAGGAAGCAGAAAAAAAACGACAGGCUAUGAUGGCAGCUCUUAAGGAUCAAAGUAAAAGCAAGGGUCCAAACUUCACAAUCAGCAAAAAGGAAGCUGGUCUAAACUUGUCUUCAGCACAAAUAGAAAGGAACAAAACAAAGGAACAAUUAGAAGAAGAAAAGCGUAUUUCCCUUAGCAUAAGGAUUAAACCAUUAAGUAUUGAAAAUCUUAACAUUGACAGAUUACGAUUAAAAGCUAUUGAACUCUGGGAUUGCAUUGUUAAACUGGAAACUGAGAAAUAUGAUCUUGAGGAAAGACAAAAACGUCAAGAUUAUGAUCUUAAAGAACUGAAGGAGAGACAAAAGCAGCAACUGAGGCAUAAAGCACUGAAGAAAGGUUUAGACCCAGAGGCUUUGACUGGCAAAUAUCCACCCAAAAUUCAGGUUGCAUCUAAAUAUGAACGUAGAGUUGACACAAGGUCAUAUGAUGACAAGAAAAAACUUUUUGAAGGCGGUUGGGAAACCUUGACUGCUGAAGAAUUAGAAAAAAUAUGGAAGUCGAGAUAUGAACAAUUUACUAAGCGAAAACAUGCUAAAUUGCCCAAAUGGUUUGGUGAGAGACCUGGCAAAAAGAAGGAUGCUCCUGAAAGCCCUGAAGAGGAAGAAGUUAAACCAACCGAUGAUGAUGUAGAACCAGUCUAUGCUGAAGAAGAAGAGGCAGAGGAAGAGGCAGAGGAAGAAGAAGAGGAAGAAGAAGAGGCAGAAGAAGAAGAAGAAGAAGAAGAAGAAGAAGAGGAAGAGGAGGAAGAAGAAGAAUAAAGAAUAAAUUCAGGUUAUUUCUGUACAUUUGUUUCUAAUGAAUAACAAAAUCAUUAUUCAUUGCCGUUGAAUGGGAUAUUUUAUUCCAGAAAAAUACCAGCACAUGAAGGAUUAUAUGCCUUAAUUUCAAAUGAAUGCAAAAGGAAAAAGCAUAAGAUGCUCAGAUCUCAGAAAUUGUAAUAAGAAUUAAAGAAAUAAAAAAAAACUGUGUUUAAAUAUGUGAAUUUUAUAUUCAUAUCUAUGCACAAAACAUAGACACAAAUAUAAAAGUUUUUGUUUACAAUUAAAAGUAUGAAUAAUACAAAUGUAUAAAUGUCAUUUCUCGAUUCAUUUAAUAAAUAUAUAUCUCAACACUAAAAUAUUUUUUUAUCAGCUAUUCUUUCUUGUAAUAAAUGUUUUAAUAUGUACCUCAUUGUAUAUGACUAAAAAUAUAUUAUUGAUUUUAAAAAAUGUAAGCUUUUGUUAAUACUAAUCUCAUACUAAUCUCAGUUAAUACAACAAUCACAUUUUAUUUGAACUAUAUUAAUUUAUUUGUAAAAUACAAAAUAUAAGUUAUAACAGAAUUUAAAUAGUUCAAAAAAUAUUUCGUUCAUUUUGGGGCUCAAGAUUUCAUAAAAAGGUAUGUACUACUACGACUCAUGAAGGGUCUUAAGUUCAGUACUUUGUAAGGAAGUACUGUUUCAAGGCCAACAGUUGUAUGGGGAGACACUAGCGGAUCCAGGAUUUAAUUUUGGGAGGGCUUCAGCCCAAAAGAUGUUUUUUUCAUAUACAUAUAACGAUAAUUAAUUUGAAAAAAAAAAAAAAGAAAUUAAUUACCUAAAUGAAAUGGUGUUUAAGUGGUUCUUGAAGUCCUAUUAAAUAUAAUUACACGAACAAGAAUACUUUAAGAAAUAGUUUUUAAUAUUUUUUCUGUAAAGCAUGGUUACAUUUUACCAUUUUGGGGGAGGGCUUCAGCCCGAAAGCCCCCCCCCUGUAGAUCCGCCUGUGCGGGGAGAUGAUUGGGCUGGAAUGACUCUCAGCUGCAAGAUUUACACCCUUAAUUAAAUAUUUAAUUAAGAGUAUCCACAUUAUAGUGACUAGAUGUGCCACAGGAUACUCCAUUUAAUAGAAAGAAAGAAAAAAUCUAUCCUAUGGAAAAAGUUAUAAAUAGAUAUUCAUUAUAAGCUCCUAAUUAAAGAAACUAUUGCCCAUGACUAUAACUUUGAUAUUUUCCAUUUUUCGAGUUAAAAUAAAAUUAUAUUAUAUUCUAAAGACAUUUCAAUGUAAUAAAUGAUCUCUGAAACUGCGUUUGAGACAAAUUGAAUCUAAAAAGAUGAAAUUCCAAGGAUGUUAAAAGUUAUAAACUAAAACAUAAUAAAAUAAAUAAAUAAAAUUACAAAUAUAGCGUAACAGUAGUAGAAUAUAGCAUCACUUAAAAAUUUCUGAUUCUGUUGAGACUAUCUUAAACCAGUGAGAAAAUAGCACAAAUGGCAAAUUGAAUCUAAAAAGAUUUUUUUAAAAAUAUGAAUUGAUAUAUGUUCACAUUGACAUUGAAUGUCUCAGCAGACAAUUAUUCUGGUAACAGAUCAAACAUUUAGAAUAGAUUACAACAAAAAUUUCCCAAUUUUUUUUUUUUCCUACGCCUAAGUAACGCCUGCUUCAUCAGCCCGUGCUCUUGCAGUCCAAUAUAAUUUUUCUCUCCUAGCAUAAGGGCUGUCCAUUUCAUUAAAGGAACAUCUUAUAUCCUGUAAUGCAGGGCAUGUAUCAAGAUGUUCUUCUGUCAUCAUAUCUAGGGAACAUAGAGGGCAUGGCGGGCUGUCUUUUAUACCGAUGCGGUGGAGGUGCUUCUGAAGGAAAUCAUGGCCUGUGAGCAUUCUAAAGCAUUUCACGACUUGCCCUCUAGGGAUCCUGCCACUUUCUUUGAGCAAUCCACUCCAUCGCAUCCCUUCAAUUGUUUGCACAUAUUUCUCCUUCAGUGAACUUUGGAGGGCCUGUUUUAUAAUUCUUUUCAUUUAAUCCAUGCCUAGAGGAAUAUCUGGUUGGAUCAUUCCAGAACCUAUUCCAGUUUGUCAGCUUCAUCAUUUCUGUGGAGCCCGCAAUGGCCUGGUUUCCAAUGGAAAGCAACUUCUGUCCCAUUUUCCUUUAAUCGGUUCAAUUAUAGAUGGCAUUUAGGUACAUUUGGAUUUGUAUUAUAUCCAUUUUGGAGAGACAAAAUGGCUGCCUGUGAGUCAACAAAGAAAGCAACUUUCUUGUCUUUCCGUUCAAUUAAUCUCAAGGUCUAAGAGAAUGGCUUUCACUUCCCUUUCAAAGUUUGUGGCUACCUUUCCAACCGGGGCGGCAAUUUGAAAUUCCUUUGAAUAAACUCCAGCUCCGGCAUGUUUGCGUGCUUCCAGUGCAGAACCACCAGUAUAUACAUUCUGUCUCUAGGAAUCGUUUUCCGAUGGUUUAUAGGGUUAUAGCCUUUUGUUGGUAAAUUGGUAUUGAAUCCUUAGAAACAUUCUGAAGAAGAUCAUAGUGAACAAUGAAUUGGCUGGUGAAUGGAACUUGCGUCAACGACGGGAGAGGUUCCCUUUCAGCUAAUUCUAGUCCUUUUCUUUGUACCAAACCUUCCACUGCCUUUGUAAAAG